Molecule: messenger RNA, 1007 nt
Organism: Centruroides sculpturatus (bark scorpion)
Lineage: Eukaryota; Metazoa; Arthropoda; Arachnida; Scorpiones; Buthidae
Product: inactive Ufm1-specific protease 1-like
Exons: 6
Coding region: 26-706 (226 amino acids)
Source: RefSeq, a predicted model, not a curated record
ACAAUGACAGGUGGAUGACAGACACAUGGCGAAUCUACUGGAAAACGUUCAUUCGGGUUUGCAUUUUCCCGAAUUCGGUGAAAAAGUGAGAUUAAUUCGAGGAAUGUAUAAAUAUUAUCAUUAUCUGUGCGACGGAUUCGAUGAUAGAGUAGGCUAUAACCUUAUAACCUUAUUUCUUUUGAUUUUUGCCUUGAGUCCAAGUUUCAAAGGUUCUGUAGAUCAGUGGGCCAGUUGCUUGAAUGAUACUGAGGUUAAAGGUGUUCCGACAAUUCCAGAAAUACAAGAAUGCCUAGUUACGAUAGGAGAUAAACCGCCAUCUUUUAUUAACUCCAAAGAUUGGAUUGGCAGCAUCGAAGUUUCGAUGUGCAUAAAUCAGUUGUAUAAUGUGUGCUCAAAAAUAAUACAUGUACCAAGUGGCAGUGAAUUAUUUAAUCAUGUUCAAACCAUUGAGUCGCACUUUGAAAAUUUUGGUUCGCCUAUAAUGAUGGGUGGUGAUCAAGAUGCGUCUUCUAAAGGGAUUUUGGGAAUUUGUGUGGCAUCUACAACUUACCUUCUUGUUUUGGAUCCACAUUUUGUCGGGAAGUCUUCUAGUAGAGAAGAGUUACAAGAACGAGGAUGGAUAAAAUGGAAGAAAUUAGAUGAAUUUUUGGACUUUUCAUUCUAUAACAUGUGCCUUCCUCAACAGAAAGCUUUGGGAGAAAGUUGAUGUAUGUAAUAUGCAUUUUUAUAGACCUGUUUAACUCCUAAACAAUGGGCAUUUUUCUAUUUCCAUCAAUAGUCAAUCAAACUUUCAUAAGAACUCGAAUUUUUAGCUUGUCAGAGACAUAAACAAAAUUGUACCUGUAGUAAUUCGCAGAUAUGGAAGGGUUUACUAUUAUUUAUGAGAAAGAUCUGCUUGGGAAUAUUUAUUGGUGUCACUUAGGGGAGUGCUAUGUCCAUGUCUGCCUGUAUUUACAAAGUUUAAUAAAAUCAGCCUGGUUAAUAUACAGGAGUAAUUAUUAUUUUAA